Molecule: messenger RNA, 8782 nt
Organism: Manduca sexta (tobacco hornworm)
Lineage: Eukaryota; Metazoa; Arthropoda; Insecta; Lepidoptera; Sphingidae
Exons: 20
Coding region: 261-7640 (2459 amino acids)
Source: RefSeq, a predicted model, not a curated record
ACGUCUUUGCUAAAAGAGUGAAAAAAAAAUAGUUCGAAUUUCAAACGUUUUGGAACGAAGGAAAAAGCGCGCGAACAUUAAUGAACGUAAAUUAUUAAAAACAUCAAUAUUAAUAUACCUGCAAAAUAUUAGUUCUAAAUAAUGUUUUUUAAGCAUUUAAUAAUCGUGCUUGCUUGUUAAUUUUUCCAUAAAAUAAUCAAUGUUUUUUCAAACAUUAUCAAACCUAGAUUUUAUUUAAACAAAAUGGCGGGAAUUUUGUAAUGAUGGUUGUUGGUUUGUUUAUAAAGAUGUAUUUCAUAUUAGUUUUGUGCCCGGUUUUACUGGCAGCCGGUGUUCAAACACUCACAAUCGACUCCCAAUUGGGAACUUCGAUUGAAGAUUGCUUUGAAAGAAUAUCUAUCGGCGAACAAAUUCCAGUAGACGCCAUCUAUCGUAAUGUGACUGAACUAACGACUCGCGAGUGUGAGCAAAUCUGCAAACAAGAUAAACAGUGUCAAGCUUACGACUAUGGUGUCGGAGCUAAAGGCAAUGCCACGUGUGAACUGAGUAACCUAAGCGAAAAGGAAAUAAAGGAAAAGAAUGUGUUAUCGCGUAAUCCGGAUUAUGAUGUCUACGUCCGAAGGUUCCAAUGUGAACAAUCACCUCCAACACCUAUUCAACCGCAGUUCGAUGAUCCAUCUCCAGAUAAUCCGGGAGGACCAAACAGACCACAAAGACCCGAGAGACCCGUAAGACCGGAAAGACCUGAAAGACCUGAAAGACCAGAAAGGCCAGAGCGACCAGAUCGACCCUCACACAGACCGGUUUUCCGACCGGAUACUGAUAAGUUUUCUGAUGAUUACCUAGUCUCAGGUGAUCUGAAGCCGUAUGAACCCGGAAGACCGUCGCCGUAUCGGCCUGACGAUUACUCAAAUAAUAAGCCCGAUGAAGAUUAUCCACCAAGUUACGGAGAUCUUAAACCUCAAGACAUUCCUUAUAAACCAGAAAGACCGUCUCAAAAUCAGUCGUAUAAUCAGAGGCCAGCAGAUGAACUUAAUUUUCAAGGUUAUGGGUUAGCGGGAAAGCCACAAGAUCCUUAUAGUCUUGAAAAACCCGAGUACCAAUACAUAACUAGGCCAAACCGAAGACCUUAUCAAAUCGAAGAGGGCUACAGACCCGAUCCAUAUGGUCAAAAUGAACCGGCUGCCAUAGGAGGGUACGGAGUAAAUAGUAAUCGUCCAGGGCCUAUUGGACCUCCAGACCGACCUUCCAGACCCAGUAGACCUUACGAUAGACCAGAUGAAAGGCCAGGUUAUUAUAGUCACUAUGCUAGUGCAUACGGUCAAAAUUCCCAAACUGAAAAUUCGCUACAUGUUGAAAUUCACGACCCGCCUAGACCUUACAAACCGGUUGAAAAACCGUACGGUGUUCAGGGUUAUGGGACAUACUCUAGUCAAAAUUCAUAUGCGAGCAACGCACAAUAUACUCAAGGAACAAUUACAGAAAUUAGUGGUUAUGACCAAACCCGACCUGCAGACAGUCACAGACCCGAUCCUAUAAGUCAACGUCCUGGAAGACCUUACGGUGGUGACAGCGAUGGAGGUGCAAGUUACGGACCCCAAAAACCCAGUAAACCUACUAAACCUUAUGGUGAGAGUCAAAGUUCUCACAUAAGCAGUCAAGGGUACGGUCAAAGUUCUAGCAGCCAAGGUUACUAUGGUGGAAGUCACGGUUCUUACGGACAAUCCCAAAGCCCCGUGUAUGAUAGACCGACAUCUGGUAGUCAAAGUUCUUACAAUUCUGGACAAAGCUCUGGAGGAUAUGGCAACCAAGAUAACUAUGGCAGUUCUGGUGGUGAUCGCCCUUACGAAAAUGGAGGUGGAAAUAAACCUUAUGAGCGACCAGGAUACGGAAACAAACCACAAAAGCCAGCCAAACCCAGUUAUGGAAGUCAAGCAGGAUACGGAAGCCUUGAAUAUGAGAGUCAACAUUCUUAUUCUUCAAGUCAAAGUAACCAGGAAAGCUACAGCAGUCAGUCUUAUGGUAUUAGUCGACCAUCACAAAGUGGUUAUGGCCAAAAGCCGGAAAAGCCUUAUGAUAAGCCUGCUUCAUAUCCUAGCACUCAAGGUUACGGAGGCAGUCAAGGCUCUUAUGGGAAUAGUCAAGGAGCUUAUGGAAGUAGCCAAGGCUCGUAUGGAGAAAGUCAGUCUAGUUAUGGUACAAGCCAAGGAUCCUAUGGAUCAAGUCAGACUUCUGGUCAAGGUUCUUAUGGAGGUCAAUCAACUUCUGGUGGCAGUCAAGACUCGUAUGGAGGAACACGUCCUUCAUAUGGCGGAAGUCAGAGCUCAUACGGUAGUAAGCCGUCUUCUGGAAGUGGUCACGGCUCUUAUGGAGGAAGUCUGUCUUCGUCUGGAACUAGCCAAGGAUCAUAUGGUGGAAGUAAACCUUCCUACGGUAGCAGCCAGGGAUCUUAUGGUAGUAGUCAGGGAUCCUAUGGUAGUAGUCAAUCUUCCUCUAGCCAGAGUUCUUAUGGGGGUAGUCAGGGAUCAUAUGGAGGAAGUCAGUCUUCUUCGGGUGGUUCUUAUGGUGGUAGUCGGCCGGCAUAUAUUGGUAACCAAGGCUCGUAUGGGAGUGUUACCGAGGGUUCUUACGGGGGUAAUCAAGGUUCUUAUGGAAGCACGCAAGGGUCUUAUGGUAGUUCUCAGGGAUCAUCAUACGGGGGAUCUCAAGGAUCAUAUGGAAGCACCCAAGGCUCUUAUGGCGGCGGUCAGGAAUCAUAUGGUGGUAGUCAGUCAAAUUAUGGAAGCAGCCAAGGUUCCUAUGGCAGUAGUCAAUCAUCAUAUGGUAAUACAGAAAGUUCUUAUGGAAGCAGCCAGUCUUCUACACAGGGAUCAUAUGGUAGUCAAGUAUCUUAUGGAACUAGCCAAGGCUCCUAUGGAGGUGGCCAAAAUUCGUAUGGGGGCCGCCCUAACGACAAAUUUAGUUCAAAGCCAACUUAUGGAUCGGACAACUACGGUCAGACACCAGGAUAUAAUGAACGGCCAGAUUCGAACUACGGACAAAAACCUGGCUACGGAGAACGACCAGACAGUGGUUACGGCCAGAAACCAAGCGAUAAUGAACGGCCAGAUUCAAACUACGGACAAAAACCUAACUACGGAGUACGACCAGACAGCGGCUAUGGCCAGAAACCAAGCUAUAAUGAACGACCAAACACCGGCUAUGGUCAAAAACCUAGCUAUAAUGAAAGGCCGAGCAUUGGCUAUGGACAGAAACCCGAUUAUAAUGAGCGACCAGGCAAUUACCAAAAACCCGGAAACAGUGACCGACCAGACGGUAGCUAUGGUGCUAAUGAAGAUAAACCUAUUUACGGAAGACCGGGUAAUGGUUCCGAGUAUCCUGGCGUUAAACCGGUCUAUGAGUAUGAAUUAGAAAAACCGGUUGAUACUCCAAGUUAUAUAGUUAGACCUGAAGGGGAGGUGGUGACUUCGAGACCGGUGGUGAUCGGAGAUUAUGGCGAAAGACUCAAUGAUCCAGCUAGAGAAGACACCUAUAAAGCUUGUUUCCGCCGAGUACUGGCUGGUAAACGAGCUCUCCGCAGCCAUGUGCGGAAGGUGGUGCCGUGCGAGCGAGUGGAAGACUGCAGGCGGGAGUGUGCCACCGAAAUCAGAUUCCCUUGCGAGAGCUUCAACUAUCGGCUUGACCGAACUUUCAGAGGGAAAGGUCUUUGUGAGCUGAUGACGAAGCCAAUAGAAGCUUUUGACGUACGACGCGACUUCGUCGAAGACAAAGACUACGAUUUCUACGAACGCGACCGGAAUAGCUUGGAACCCAACUGCCCGGAGACAUUGAGAGGACCGGGGCUUUUACAUUCUGGUUUUUUAUCCUCAAAGCCAGGGAAGGCGGGGGAAGGUGAUGGAUGGAGGGAUCGGAGUGACUGGCAUAAUAGGGAAUACGGGUAUAAUAGAUAUGAGAGUGAGAGGAGAGGUUCCAGUAAUAGAAGAUACGAGGACCGUUUUUUUGUGCCGUAUCAAAUAGGUGUCGGUAGAAGUAACGAGGACCAGCAUAACUGGGGGCAAUAUGGUGGAUCCUACGGAAACUUUAACUCUUACUACAAGGACUCAGAAGACUACCACAAAUCCAUUAACCAUUGGAGACUAACAAACCAAGUAGAUCGACCUUAUGGUGUCAGACCUUUGGAAAAUACCAUAGACCAGCCUAUCGGAAGACCGAUAGAAUCGUUCGAUUAUCAAAACCUGGUCAAGAGUCCUUGGACUCAGAGGUAUGGGUAUGGCAAUUGGAAGAGGGGGAGGUGGAAUAGUUCCGGAGGGUCCUGGAAUAGUGUGGAGUAUCGGGAGUAUGAGAAGAAUAAAUUUGAGGGAAGAAGUGAGGAAUCAGAUGGGAGAGAUUGUUCAUCCCGUCGUCGCCCGGGAAUGUCGUUGAGUUCUGGAGCAAUAAGGAGGUCGUUGCUAGCCGAAAAUGUUGUGGAGUGUGAAGCGGCGUGCUUCGGAGAGAGGGAGUUCAAAUGUGUUUCUUAUAGCUUCAGGUAUUCAAACUCCCGUGGCUCUGAUAACUGCUUCUUGAGUGAGCGUCCUUACAGAGGGUUAGAGUUAUCUGCCGAUAGUGGUUCUGAUGUAUACGCCAUGCCUCAAGAUCACGGCUGUGUCACAAUCAAUUAUAGACCUUGGGUUGAGAGUGAGUGUUUCUGGCACGUGCGCUCCGACGCGGCGGUGGGCGGCGCGGCGGCGCGCGCGGCGCUCACCGUGGCGGGGCUCGGCGCCUGCGAGGCCGAAUGUAUAAGGGCUACUGGAUUCUUCUGUAGGGGGUUCAGUUUUAGGUUUGACUCGCCAACAAUAGGAGAUGAGUUGGAAAACUGCAUUUUGACAUCAUCCCCUCCCACAUCACUAGAGGCAGGUCAUGGACUCCGGCCAACCUCUGGCCAUGAGCUGUAUGCUAGAGGAAACUAUGGCAGAGGCUGUGAACCAGCUUUGUAUGAUGAUACCCAACACAAAGAUUCACAGUGCUACCUGCAGUACGACAGCGCGGCGAAGCUGACGAGCGCGGCCGUGCGCGGACAGCUCCGCGUGCGCGACGAGCGCGCGUGCGGCGCCGCCUGCACGCACGCGCCCUUCCGCUGUCUCAGCUUCUCCUACAGUAACAACGCUGGACCGGAUGUUGACAACUGCUUCUUAUCAGAGAUCCGCCUGUUCGACCUGCAGAGAGGAGUGGAUUACGUUCACUCACUCGACGACUGGUUGUUUGCCUUCGACCUUUUCAAUGGGCAAUGCUGGAGGAAGGUCCAUGGAAAGGGAGAUUACGAGGAACCGUCACACGAAUUGCCUCAUCCGAUCGCUGUAUCAGGCCCUGAUGAAACGUUCCCGUCUGGACCUUCAGGUCCUGGAUACAUACCUGAUCAUCCAGAUCAUCCUUACAUCCCAGCAUCAGGACCACCAAGCGGGCCAGAUUUUAAACCCUAUCCACCUGGUCCUGAACCACCAAACUUUAAACCUGGAUAUUCUGGUCCAAGUGGACCUGGAUAUAGACCGUACCCAGUUGAGCCCAGCGGACCUGGUCCAAAACCUUUCGAUCCUAGCAGCCCCGGAUUUAAACCAGGGUAUCCUCCUGGCUUUAAACCCUCAUACCCUCCUGAACCUAGUGGUCCUGACUUUAAACCUGGCUAUCCUCCUGGCUUUAAGCCCUCAUACUCACCUGAACCCAGUGGUCCUGAAUUUAAACCUGGGUAUCCUGCUCCAAGCCGCCCCAAUGGACCUAGUGGCCCUAGCGCACCAGUGGGACCCAUUGGUCCCAGUGGACCUAUUGGAGCCAGUGGCCCUGGUUAUGGGCCGGGAGAUUUUAAACCCGCAUAUCGACCACCACCAGCUGAUUUUGGAAACAGACCUGCUUAUAAACCAGGGUAUCCUGAAAAGCCCGGUUUUAUGGAUAGACCAACAAUCGGGUCAGGGAGACCAGGUCCUCAGAAACCCGUGUAUCAUGGAGACAGAGAAGAUAAUGAGAUCGCAGUGUCAUGGCGGCAUUACACUGUGUCUGGGUUCCCGUGUCGCGCGGGGACUUCCUGUGCCCAGAACCAGGUCGCAGGACACUGGGCCUGUGAACCAGAGGGAGGAGAAAUAGGAUCAUGGGACUACUGCUGCGCUCCAACUCAUAGAUGCGGUUAUAGCGAAGGUUUUCAUAAACCUUGGUGUUACGUCGGCCCAACGGAGGAUCAGUGGCGUCCCUGUAGUGAGAAAUAUUACCCUUAUCACCAACAUAACGUGCCUCAUCCCUCGCAAGGACAUAGAGACGAACGACCUUCUCAACCACGACCUUGGGCUGACAGACCAGGAUAUAACCAGGAGAGGCCGCAAGGUCCGUAUUUAUCUGACGCGGAUAGGAAAUACUGGGACGAGCUGUACAAAAAUGGACCUAGAGCGUAUUAUGAUAAGUACGGGAAUCCAUUGCCAGGCUACACCAGAGUACCUACGGAGGAUCGUCCCUAUAUAAAAUAUAGUCACAAUCCGCCUCGUCCAGGAAGUGGUCACUGGGUCCCGGUGUCGACAGACGACUCGGAUUACAGAUCUUCUGUGCCCGGUGGACUUGGAGCUCCCAGGUAUUGGCCAGUAGCUUAUCUCCACAAAGGUCCACCACCCAACAUGACAUACUUUAGAUACAACGAAACCACCACUACCACCGAAAAACCCACUCCCUUGUCUAGAGAACUGCCAGACUCCAUCAGUACAGAUAUCCUUACAAGCAGUGAUAAACCGAAAAAUAUCGAAAAACAUAGAGAUGAGAAGAAGCGAAAUAUAAGCGAUUUCGAUAGAGAUAUUUUUAAAACUGAUGAAAAAACUACAGUUAAGCCAAUAAUUACCGAAGUUCCAAUAGUUAAAGACAAUGAUACUAAAAGACUUAAUUUAAGUGAAAUAGCAACACCUCAAGGAUUUAAAUUUACUAAAGUAGAUACUAUAGAUGGCAUAGAUGACAAGCUAGAUGACUUUACUACGAUUGAAGUAUUAGACCUGGAAGACGCAAAAAAAGAAGACAAAAAGGCGGAUCUAAAAACAUUAGAAGCAGAAGAGAGACAGAUUGAAGAGAUAGGAAGACUUUUGGCUUCACGGCGUGGAGGAAAAUUAGUCUUAGAAAAACGAUCGCAAAAGAAUCUAGAAGCAAAAAAUAUAGCAGUAGAUGAAGAUUUAGCGGAUUUUAACUUUGGCAACCGAUUUCCAACAACUGAAAGGAGAGGUAUUAUCCAAAAAAUAAGUAAAGACGAAAUAGAAAGAGACAAGAAUACAGACAGGAGCCUGGAACUGAGUGAGACGACAUUCGUGAGACCUCCUAGAGUAUUAUCUACUACAGAUAAUAUACGAAAGGCAAUUGUUAAUGGAAAAGUAUUUUACGAUGCUACAAUAAGAGAACAGAGGGAUAUAUUUUCAAAUACCACACGAAAGGCAAAAAGUUUGAGACCACUGGAAGAAAGAGCUCCUACAGUUAUACCUCAAGCAGCUUUUGGGAAAAAGAAAGUUGUUAGAGCAAGGAACGUAAACCCUGUCAGAAGAGUACGAAGGGUUUAUCGCAAGAAGUACAACCCAGAAGAAGUUAGAAGGAGGUUGCUGGAGAGAGAAAGAAGUAAGGAGAAUAGUACAGAUUCCAGCAGGAAAUUAUAAGUUAAAUACUCGUAAGCAUUAUGGUGCUAAUAAGAUAAAUACCCACAAAAAAAGUUGUAAAGUUAUGCACAUCUAUUACAUUUAUAUUAGUUUCUAUUCUUUUACGACUAAAAUACAUUCUUAUAAUACUCUUAAUUAAAUCUCUGAUCUGAUGUAAUAAUAUUUCUUAUUGCAAUAUGCAAGGAAAGGGUUUAUUUAUACGGAAUAAAUGAGAAUGGGUUGGAGAUGAAUUAUGCGGGUAUUUGCAAUAAAAAUAUAGGCAACAAUGAUUUUAACAUGCCUUGAGCGAAUUAGUGUUUAUAUUUCCAAUUUUAUUUGAAUAAAAAGAUAUUGCAAAAAUAUAUUAAUAGAAAUAACUUACAGAUGCAAUAUUUUUAUAAUUCUAUACGCAUACGACUCGCCGCAAGACCUACUAGCUUCAAAUUUGAAGUAGUCUUCAUACAAGCUUGUAGUGACUGCAUGGAGAAGAUAACUUCUGCAAGCUUUCUGGUUAAUCUAAACCCCUCUUUAGGUUUAUUUUUUGAGUUUAUAAGUGGUCGUCACAUAAAUAUUGAACUACAAGUAUUAUGUCAAACAAGUUGACCCUUCGUUUGUAGAUGGGGAUGAGCACGCGAUAGAUUAUGCAACUAUUGCUUUCUGCACCCCACCUACUAGGUCAAGUUGUUUGACAUGUAUAUAUAUAUUUCACUUAUAAAAUUACUUAUUGCAAGGUUUGAAUUUGGUUCAUAAUAAUUAACAAGACAAUAACUUACUGUGCAAGUUUGAUUCGUAAAAAAGAGGAGUGUGUCCAACCAUUUAUUUAUGUCGCUAGAUAUAUAACUUAUAGCUACUACUAGUACUAUUUUUUUUACAAUUUAAUACUAUAACGCUUUCAAGAAUUGUCAGUUUGACUCAAACAUAUUUUGGGUUAAAAUGACGAUGCAAUUAAAUCAUAUUAAUCUAUAUAAUUUAAUAGUUAUAUAAGGGUAUACUCAUUCAUAUCCGUAGUACAAUAGUUUAUUUAGAGAUAAGUCAUAAUUAAUCUAAGAUCGAAAUAUAUGUGAUUGUGUUAUAACCAAAAUAAAAGUUACCGAAUUUUUCAGAUUUAUUAUAAGAAACGAUUUUGUAUCGUAAUUUUUAUAUAAUAAAACGCAUUUUAGAAA